ACUUCAGCCGCUACGGGCAAUCAUACCAAUAACUUGUAAUCUUUAUAAGAAUAUCAAAAUCAUGCAAUGAGCAAGUCUGCGUUUAUUAGACAGCUUAAUAUCACGUCAUUUGUGCUUUAAGAAUCGGCGAAUCUGCUGCGGUCGUUCCAUCACAUCUGGAGCGAAGACCUGAACCAGGAAGUUGGUCACCAGAUAACACGGUAACCAGUUAAACCGUAACACCGGUCAUAACAGCAUCGAAUAUGUGCCUCUUUCUGCUAGUUAUUUUCUCUCUCAUCAGCGCCAGUGCAGCUGAGUUUCGUCGAUGCUCUCCCCAGUGGGUUAACGCCGGUCAAGUUAAAGUCAGCUGUAACAACACCCUGAUCGCACAGCACUGUGAUCCUGAUCAGAGCUGUCGAAACACGAGCAAGCCCGGAGUCUCGCUAGAAAAGGACAGGGAGAGAGUAUGCCUAACCAUCACCAACUGCUCCUAUGAUUCAUGGUCCUGCGAAGCACGGAGUUACAUCGAUGGAGAAGAAUUUGGGGAGAAUUUUACUGUCAGCCUGACGUGCAACCGUGCAGCUGAGGUGUCGCCAGCAACGACACAAGAGUUUCGUCGAUACUUUCCCCAGUGGGUUAACGCCAGUCAAGUUCAAGUCAGCUGUAACAACACCCUGAUCGCACAGCACUGUGAUCCUGAUCAGAGCUGUCGAAACACGAGUAAGCCCGGAGUCUCGCUGGAAAAGGACAGGGAGAGAGUAUGCCUAACCAUCACCAACUGCUCCUAUGAUUCGUGGUCCUGCGAAGCACGGAGUUACAUCGAUGGUGAAGAAUUUGGGGAGAAUGUUACCGUGAACGUGACGUGCAACCAACCUACCAGCACUUUGCUCAGUCCAGGCAAGUCACAUUCAGAGCCUCCUGCAGCUGGGGUCACUGUGCCAAUCAUCAUCUUGCUGUUAAUCAUCGUGCUGUUAAUCAUCGUGCUGAUCAUUAUCGUGCUGAUCAUUAUCGUGCUGAUCAUUAUCGUGCUGAUCAUCAUCGGGCUGAUCAUCAUGCUUUGCAUCUGUUACAAGAAGAGGACUCCUAACGAAGUGCAGGACACUGAGUCGGAAGAGAGGCAUAAUUUCCUCGAAUCAGAAAACGUGGUGUGAAGUAAUGAUUAAGAAAACCGUGCUCCGGGAAUACAACUUGGAGGACUCUUCUGCCACCUCAGUUCAAAUAUGAUGUGCAAUAGUUAAGUGACAUCCUGGCAUACAAGGCCGUCAACAGACCAUUGUCUUGUUGUAGAGGUCUGCAUGAGAGGUCAUCCCACCUGUACUCGGCUAUCAAAAUCUGUGCCACACUGUUGGGUCAGAUCCCAUGGACGUGCCUUCGAACCUAGAACAGGGUUUUUCUACAUUUCAUGUUUACCUUUGAAACAAAGUCAUGAUAAGCUAAAGUACAUUUUACUCUGUAUAAGAGUGUCUUGCAAAUACUUCUGUUUAUAUAUACUGUGUAUUACUGUAUUAUUAGUUUUGUAAUCAGUAUAGAGACAGUAUUGUAAUUUUGUGCCAUCCUGAGGAGGAGGGCUUCCCUAGCUGAACAUCUCUCAAGGUUUAUGCCUCUUUAACUAAACCUUUUGGGGAGUUUUUUUCUUGCACUGUCACCUUUGGCUUCUUCACUGGGUGACACAAAGACCACAGUAUGUAUUUAAGAAGUGCUGCUUAAAAUGUAUUUGUAAAUAUUCUGUAUUUUAGUUUAUGGUGCUCUAAAUUAUCUUAAUUAACUUAAUGCUUGCACAUUUGUAUUGUAAAAU
This is a messenger RNA of Cyprinus carpio (common carp), 1774 nucleotides long. RefSeq lists its product as uncharacterized. Lineage: Eukaryota; Metazoa; Chordata; Actinopteri; Cypriniformes; Cyprinidae. The transcript has 6 exons. The record is from RefSeq and is a predicted model, not a curated record. Bases 243 to 1130 code for a protein of 295 amino acids.